UUUUUUUUUUUUAAAGAAAAACAGAGUUGCUGCUUUAGCACUCUGCAGCAACACGUAUGGGAAAAUCAAGUGUGUCCCAUUUAUGACAACUAUGAUCUUUCAACUAUUUUCUUCUUCUUCUUCUUCUGUAGAAAAAGAGAGAGAGAAAACCCCUUUACUCAAAGAUUAAACUUCAGCUCCAAAUCUUGAGCUCAUUCCUCUCCCCGCCUCUGCUUUGAAACUCUCUGUUCGAAGUCAAUGCACCGUCUCCUCAUUUUCUUUUAAGUUUUGUGCUCUGUAGCUUCACAUGGGCGUCGGAAUUCUCUGCAAAUUUUGUGUCUUUUCUUCCUUUUGCACCGAUUUCUUUUCUGGGUUUCCCGUCCGAGCAUUAGCUUGUGGAAGGAUUGUUUAUUUUUAGAAGCCAAGACCAUGGAAGUAUUGAUGAUUAGAAACUGAGGUUGGAGAAACAUGCCUCUGGACGGUGUCAAAUCAGUGGUUUAUAGAUCAUUUAUCACUUGUGAUGAUCCAAAAGGAGUGGUUGAUUGCAAUAUAUUCAAGAUAUCCAAAGUAAAUUCUAAGAAUUUGGAACGAAAGGUUAGAGGCCGUAGGAGAAGUAGAAAUCCAAAUAAGGUUUUGGUAUCUCAGGUAGAGAAAGAGGAGCUGAUCUCUAAUGAAAAAGAUGGCCAAUCUUCUCUUCCAUUCAUGGAGGUCUGUCAAGGGGCUGAGAAGUUGAACCAUAUGGUUGGUUCAUGGUCUAAUGGGAUGAGAUCUGACAGGAAAACUGAGGAGAUUGCUGAAGAAUUGUUGGAAGGAACUUCAAGUUUUAGAGAAUCUCUGAUUAUGCUGGCCAAGUUGCAAGAAACUUCGAAUGAGUCGGUUCAGUUAAAGACGACGUAUCAAAAAAGUUUUUCUUGUCAUCUUGAAGAUGAAAGUUUCCCAGUUGAGGUUCAAAGAUCAAAGCUUUCUAUACAUGGUUCUUCCAGAAAUGGACCUGAUGAGGUUAAGAAGGUGAUCAGAGACAACCUAGUGAGGCGAGAUACGAAACGAAAUGUUGCGGUUGGUGAAGAGUCUUGUUUUCAUGAUAUAAAUUUUGACUCGGGGUCGGAGAUUCCAUCGACAAGCUCGAGCAAAUCUUCAUUGAUUAGUGACAAUGUCAACUGUUGUCAUGUUUCAACUUCUGGACAGAAGAAUUUGAAACGUAAUAAUCUGAUUGCUAAGCUUAUGGGGCUUGAAGAAAUUUCAUCAAGAUCACUGCAAACUACUCCAAAGGAAGGAACUUUGAGAGAAAUACUUGAAAAAAUGCCCUUCAACAGGCUUAUAGAGAGUGACCCUGAUAAAGAGUUUAAACUUCCUGGCUCUCACUCCUACAAUCAUUAUGGUUCCAAACAAAGGUUGGAAAACGUACUACCAAUUGUGUUGAUAAAACACAAGCCUCUUCCACCUAAUGUAUUCAAGGAACACCGAGCACAUGUCUCCUCGAAUGAGGAUGUUUUCAACCAACAAGCUACGCUAAGAAGCAUGAAAAAGAAAGAACUUCAGGGUUUCGAUCGUUUUGAUUUCCAUCGAGGAAGUUUGAGUUCGGAUAAGUCGUGUAGAAGGCAAGAGGCUGAAGGGAAAAUGCCGAAGCAUAAAGAAGUAAUGAAAUUAAGAAAAGGUACUGUUGACGCUAAGAAAAAGGCUGCAGAGAAGUUGAAAAGAUGUAGUCCAAUGCCUGAUAUGCCCCAUGAGAAGGAGCCAAUUCAUAAGAAAAUUCUUACGUCAAAGAAAUUGACUACAAAAGAAAAGGUUGUGUCAAGACCACAGCAUGAAGAAAAAGUAUCAUCCACUAAUCCAAGGAAGAACAGAACUCAUAAACAACGAAGCCCCAUUCCAGAUUCUAAGCCGGGACGAGCAGUGAGACCGAUAUCUAAUGAUCGUGAUUGCCAGAAAAAGGAGGCAGCAGUGCCUGCUCGUUCAGAAGUUAAUUCAUUUACUCACAUGGUUGAAGCCAAGAAAGAUCAUGACAAUACUGAUACAAAUGAAAGUGCUAACCUUCCAAUAAAUCAAUAUUCUACCACCCUUAUGGCUUUAGCUAGUAUCGAGAAAGAAAUCGACGAGUGUGAUACAAAGAUUAUAGAAUGCUGCAAGGAGAGCCCAAACUCUCACUCGUUAUUGAGCCCCAAACUCGAGAUCAACAAGAGUAUAGACGAAGCUAUUGAUCCCAACAGUCAUACCGAAACAGAUAUCGAGAUCAACACGAGUAUAGUCGAAGAUAUUGAUCCCAACAGUCAUACCGAAACAGAUAUCGAAAGCUGCGAUCAAGGAACCAAUCUGAAAGCAUUGCUUUUGAGAAGUUCCUCAUUUCUCUUUCAUGUAGGGGAGCUUUUUGAUCUGAAUCUAAAUGGUAGAACAAUGGUGCAGGCAGCAUCUCGCUGCAAUGAUCCUGAAGAAGCCCCCAAUACGAAACCUUUUAUUGAUUGUGCUAUCGAAAUCGUCAAACGUAAAGGCCAUGACGACUUACAAGUAGCCAAUUCUUUAUUGCUAGGAGAUAGGUGCAAAACAAAGACAGAGAUCUCUGUAGAAAAACUGGUGAAGGAAGUGAGCGACGACAUCGACACUCUAACGAGUUACCAAACAAUUCAGGGUGAUAGUGUUGUUGUAGAUACUGUAUAUGCAGUGUUAAGUAGAGACCUAUGGUGCAAAGAAGUGAUGAAUGGAAUGUGGGGUUUUGGUUGGAAGAAUGGAUCUUCCAGAAGUGAAAGAGAGGAAGUUGUGAAUGACAUAGAGAAACUGAUUUUGAGUGGUCUGAUUGAGGAAUCCUUCACAUAACAACAGAAAACUGUAUCUUCUAGUUUGUAUAUACUAAAAGACUUUCAAUUACUAUACCCCUAAUCUUUACAUUUCCAAUGCAUACUCGAGGAAAAAGUUAUCACAUUAAAGCA
Cucurbita pepo subsp. pepo (vegetable marrow) is the source of this 2900-nucleotide messenger RNA. RefSeq lists its product as uncharacterized. NCBI's taxonomy places the organism in Eukaryota, Viridiplantae, Streptophyta, Magnoliopsida, Cucurbitales, Cucurbitaceae. The record is from RefSeq and is a predicted model, not a curated record.